AUAAACAAAAAGGUAUUUCAUAUAGCCACACUCGCUAAACAAACGGACAGUUCCUAGACAAACAUCAAUUUCUCUUGUUAUACGCUACGGAUAAAAUACAAUUGUUUUUCGAGUGCACCCAAAAUGAGUUCAAUUCGCAAAAAAUUGGUCAUUGUUGGCGAUGGAGCAUGUGGCAAGACGUGCCUCUUGACUGUCUUUUGCAAAGAUAGUUUCCCCUUGGAUUAUGUGCCAACCGUUUUCGAAACAUAUGUCGCAGAUGUGGAAGUUGAAGGAUCACAGGUGGAAUUGGCUCUGUGGGAUACUGCUGGUCAGGAGGAUUAUGAUCGCUUGCGUCUUUUAAGCUAUCCGGAUACAGAUGUUAUUGUCAUGUGCUUCUCCAUUGAUUUACCUGAUUCGCUGGAGAAUAUUCAAGAUAAAUGGAUACCCGAGGUGAAGCACUUUUGUCCAAAUGUUCCCAUUAUUUUAGUGGGAAACAAACGAGAUUUGCGCCAUGACCCGGAUACCAUUAGGGAACUAUCAUUACAAAAGCAACAACCCGUUCAAACGGAACAAGGUUUUACUAUGGCUGAAAUCGUAAAUGCUUUUGCAUAUCUUGAAUGCUCAGCCAAAAUGCAGGAGGGCGUGCGGGAAGUUUUUGAAACAGCGACGAGAGCCUCUCUGCAAGUGAAAAAGAGAAAGAAGAGAUCGGGAUGUUGGAGCUUAUCGUGUAAGCUGCUCUAGUUGAAUUUGAUUAUCGAUAAAAUUAUCCUAUCGAAAGUUACGUAUCCAUUUUCGACUCCAUCCGUUAGAAUUAUAUUA
Molecule: messenger RNA, 798 nt
Organism: Drosophila arizonae
Lineage: Eukaryota; Metazoa; Arthropoda; Insecta; Diptera; Drosophilidae
Product: ras-like GTP-binding protein Rho1
Biological process (GO): small GTPase-mediated signal transduction
Molecular function (GO): GTP binding; GTPase activity
Source: RefSeq, a predicted model, not a curated record